GGGAUUUGCAUAAACGUAUAUAAGUGUUUUGCAGUUCCUUUUAGCAAAAUAGUUGCCAGAGGUCUGUCUGUGGAUAAUAUUCUGCCAUGAAGUUCGUCGUGUUUCUUACCGUUUUGGUAGCAUGUGAAGCUACUUUCUUUGGAGGAAGUUCUGGAGGAGGAGGAGGUAUUGGAAAUUUGCUAGGCGGUCUCGGAGGUGGCGGAGGAGGAGGCGGCUUAGGAGGAUUAUUUAGCAAGUUUGGAGGAGGUUCGGGCGGCGGCGGUAGUAGUGGUGGCGGUUGGUCGUCUGGAGGAGGAGGAGGAGGAGGAGGAGGCCAUAGCAGUGGAGGAGGAGGCGGUUAUAGCAGUGGUGGAGGCGGAAGCUGGUCUUCAGGUGGAGGCGGAAGUAGUGGUGGAGGCUGGUCAUCUGGAGGAGGUCAUUCUUCCGGAGGCGGAGGAUACGGCGGAGGAAACGGUGGAGGAUACGGCGGAGGAGGUAGCAGUGGAGGCGAGACAACCAUUUACAUAAUUGAAAGUUCCGGAAGUGGAGGCGGCGGACAUGGUGGUGGAAGUGGAGGCUAUUCCGGAGGUGGUGGAAGUAGUGGCGGUGGAUGGUCUUCGGGAAGCUCUGGUGGAGGCAGCAGCGGAUAUUCUUCUGGUCCAGCACGUGGAGGUAAUAGUGGAUGGUCAUCAGGAAGUUCCGGAGGAUCAUACGGAGGCAGCAGUGGUGGAUCAUACGGAGGAAGCAGUGGCGGAUCAUACGGUGGCAGCAGUGGCGGUUCAAGCCAAGGUGGUGGAUGGUCUUCCGGAAGCUCUGGUGGAGGCAGCAGCGGAUAUUCUUCUGGUCCAGCACGUGGAGGUAAUAGUGGAUGGUCAUCAGGAAGUUCCGGCGGAUCAUACGGAGGCAGCAGUGGCGGAUCAUACGGUGGCAGCAGUGGCGGUGCAAGCCAAGGUGGUGGUUGGUCUUCCGGAAGCUCUGGUGGAGGCAGCAGUGGAUAUUCUUCUGGUCCAGCACGUGGAGGUAAUAGUGGAUGGUCAUCUGGAAGUUCUGGCGGAUCAUAUGGGGGCAGCAGUGGCGGAAGUGGAAGUAGCGGAUCUGAGGUCACUUACAUACUAGUACCAGUCAGUUCUGGCGGCUCUGGAUCACAAGGCAGUCAUGGAGGCAGUGGAAGCUCUGGCGGCGGUUGGUCGAGAUAGGACAGUCACUGUCAGUAAUUAAUGUCAUAAUGCACAUUAGUUGUUAAAUAAACUGAAUGUUUAAAAUUGUAUUUGUGACAUUGUUUGUACGUAUUAAUAAACAAUUGCUCAGAAAAA
Molecule: messenger RNA, 1292 nt
Organism: Bradysia coprophila
Lineage: Eukaryota; Metazoa; Arthropoda; Insecta; Diptera; Sciaridae
Source: RefSeq, a predicted model, not a curated record